AUGAAAGAGAUAAGUUUUGCAUCACCACCCAGAAUAAAAUCUCAUAUAACAAAAGAACACAGAGAUGCCUUGAAGCGCAAGUGUAUAGAGUGCAAAAUUACCUUCAAGACAGAAAGUCUACUUCUUGCCCAUAUGAAGUCACACAGAUUCAAGGUCAAACCAUAUGAGGAAAUGCCUUCCAUAUGUUCAAAAUAUGGCAAACAGUUUGUGACAUUUGACAGAAUAAAAAUGCAUGAACUAAAUUGUCAAGAGAGUCAGUCUGAGCAGUUAGAUGCAGUCACAACAUCACAUAGAUCUUAUGAUAAUAUUUUUUCAGGAGAACAGUCCAAAAAUCUGAUGUCAUCACUUGCUGUUACUCAGUUAAAUGAAUUGAAAGGUAUUGAGAAAAUUCAUAGAAGAAGGACAAAAGAUAAGACUCCUCAGAAGUAUCUGGAUAACAACAAACAAAAUUACUUUUGUCCAGAUUGUGGAGAAAGCUUUUCCGACAUCCCAUCCCUUAGUGCACAUGCUGAGGCAUUAAACCAUGCCUCUGUUGAAGAAUCGUGUUGGAUAUGUGGCUUGUGUAAUGCUGCUUUCUUAAGAGAAGAUGAAUUAACAAGACAUAUGAAAGUACAUGAAAACUUCAUGGUGGACACUCAACUACCUGCACAUUUUCAAGGUGAAGAAAUAGCAAUAUCAGAUAUUGCCCAAAAUAAACGUCCAAAUAGAAUUGUGCAAGUCUCCACAUUCCCCCCAAAAUAUAGGGUACGGCUUGAGAGCAAAGCCCACAGGGAAAGUUUUUCUGGUUCAAGUAAGGUUCCCCUAACAGGCUUCAAAAUCCUAGAUCCUGGUCUUGGUCCAGGAGACCUACAGGCCCAAAGGCUUCGCCUCAUUUCUGAAUGGUCGCCACCAGUGAUUCCUGAGACUCAGAUAGGAUAG
This is a messenger RNA of Penaeus chinensis, 918 nucleotides long. Its product is annotated as zinc finger protein 691-like. Gene Ontology annotation, cellular component: nucleus. The transcript is spliced from 6 exons. NCBI's taxonomy places the organism in Eukaryota, Metazoa, Arthropoda, Malacostraca, Decapoda, Penaeidae. Gene Ontology annotation, biological process: regulation of transcription by RNA polymerase II. The coding region runs from base 1 to 918 and encodes 305 amino acids. Gene Ontology annotation, molecular function: DNA-binding transcription factor activity, RNA polymerase II-specific; sequence-specific DNA binding. The record is from RefSeq and is a predicted model, not a curated record.